Molecule: messenger RNA, 705 nt
Organism: Trichoderma virens Gv29-8
Lineage: Eukaryota; Fungi; Ascomycota; Sordariomycetes; Hypocreales; Hypocreaceae
Exons: 2
Coding region: 1-705 (234 amino acids)
Biological process (GO): positive regulation of transcription by RNA polymerase II
Cellular component (GO): nucleus
Molecular function (GO): sequence-specific DNA binding; zinc ion binding; DNA-binding transcription factor activity, RNA polymerase II-specific
Source: RefSeq, a predicted model, not a curated record
AUGUUCAACACCUUCAAGUACGACCCCGAGACCAAGAGCGUCCAAGAGCUCAGGCGGGCCUCAGACCCCGUCUCUGCCCGGUCAAGUCAGCACCAAGCAUGCAAUAACUGCCACGCUAAGAAGCUCAAGUGCAGCGGUGACAAGAGUGGCUGUGAACGCUGCAUCGCCAGCCAGCUCCCCUGCGAAUAUACCCGCUCUCCCUCACGCAGAGGUGGUAGAAAGUCCAGCGGCAGAAAUUCCACUGACAGCCGCGAGUUGGCAGGCGGUGACAGCAGCCCUGGCAGCCAGUCUGGCAAGUCAAGGCAUCGAAGCAGCAAGCACCCCCAAUAUGCCGGGGCUAGCAGCAGCAAGUCCAGGGCCCGGUCUUCCAGGGACGAAUACGGCGAUGCCCUGGACCUUUUGGACCCUGACACUCUCGGUCCUGACGAUGGAUUCGACUUGCGCUCCCUGUCUCUGGACAACAGCGGUGACGCCAUGGCUUCAGAGGGUGGCUAUGGGAGCAGCGCUUAUUACGGCCAGCAGCAGCAUGGCGGAGGAGGCAGCUGGCAGCAUAUGCCCUCCCACGGACAAUAUGGCGAAUACGCGGGCGCGUCCGGCUCCAGUGGUCAAAACUACGACGUUGGAGAGUACUACGGCAACUAUGACGAGUACGGACAGUACCAUGAAAACAACGAUCCCCGAUACUGGGGCGGCCAGCAGCAAUAG